Molecule: messenger RNA, 2742 nt
Organism: Owenia fusiformis
Lineage: Eukaryota; Metazoa; Annelida; Polychaeta; Sabellida; Oweniidae
Source: the annotation of a GenBank genome assembly
AUCGAGAAAUGACGAGAGCGUGAACCCGCGAGAGUUUGUUGGAAUGGCGGCAAAAUCGAAGAAUAUUUUGACUACUAAAGAGAAGAAUAAUUCCUCAAUCUCGAUUGAACGAGCAAUUGGUAAAUCUAAAACUAAGAUGACAACAAGACGUAAACGUAAGAUUAGUGAGAAUGAACAGAGGACUACAUGGGAUGUUGAUGACGAGAGUACAGAGGCAAUACUAGAAGACAUGGGGGUAUCUCUCCUGGAUGAGGAUAGCUGUGAUGGGGCAACCCUCAACCCUACUCCAAAUAUAACAAUCCCUGACAUAAACAACCCACCAAAUGCUCCUAGGGUACCUGGAGCACCAAGUUUUUCUACAUCACAGAACAUACCAUCUCCAAGUACUCCAAGAAUUGUGGAACUGAAUAAUGACUUUCUCAGGAGGAUAUCAACAAUGGACAAAUGCGAAGAGAAUGAUGGACAGUGUCCUUUUAACAUCCUCUCGGAUGAAAUGGUGCUUAGUAUUUUUAAGUGGAUCCCUAAGUCCAUGCUGGCCAAGAAUGCUAGGGUUUGCAAAAGGUGGAACCGUUUAGCUUUUGAUGAAUCUCUGUGGAGAAGACUUGACUUGGCCAAUAAGGUGCUCCUGCCGGGUGUUAUGGGACGUUUACUAAAUAGAGGUGUCAUGGUGCUUAGACUUGCCAAGGCUGAGGUGCUGUCUCCAGUGUUUACAGAUUUGUCUACUAGUUUACACUCAUCUUGCAUGUCACGUGUGCAAUACUUAGACCUCUCUAUGGCUGUAGUGACAUCAUCAACAUUAGAAGAAAUCUUUGAAAGCUGUCAACAGUUGAAGAAACUGAGUCUUGAACACUGUCCACUUAAUCUAGAGAUCUUGCAGUCAAUUGGUGAGAAUAUGGGGUUGGACACCCUGAACUUAGCCAUGUGUAGCGGCAUAACAUCAGCCGGUCUUGAUGCCAUCAUAUCAAACUGCUUAGCCUUAGAGUCAUUGAACCUUGCAUGGACUGAGUUAGAUAGAGACACCAUCCAGUUGGUAGCUGUAUGUUUGCCACCCAGAGUUACCAAGCUCAAUAUCAGUGGAUGCAAGGAACUCCUCAAUGAUGAAGAUGUACUCCACUUAUGUCGAAGACUGCCUCAUCUGAAGGAACUAGACCUUAGUGAUGCAACUGUACUAACACAGGCCACUGUGGAACAUGCAGUGAAAUAUCUGCAUGGUUUAGAGUACCUUGCCCUGAGUCGAUGUUAUAAUGUUGCCCUGUCAUCAUUCAUGCUUCUUGGUGGAGUGCAUACUCUACUAGCAUUCGAUGUGUUCGGUAUGAUGAAGGACUCUUCCAUAAAGACAUUAAAGCAGAACUUGAAAAACAUAGAGAUCAAUAAAUUUCCAUUCUCAAGUAUAGCGCGUCCAACAACUGGUAUACGCAGGUCUAGUGUGUGGUCUCUCAGAGCAAGGGAUUGUAUUGUGUGACAUUUACACAAGGCUAGAUAAUAUGCUCAAACACAAGAAUCAUUCAAUCUACAACCAAACUACCAGCUAUAUAUGCUAGAACCAGAGAACAAGAAAAGUGCAAAAUAUUGACAUACCAGCAUCCCCAAUGAUAUAAAUCUCAGCAUGUUAUGUGCAUGAUACAAGUAGCACUAUGCAAUAAAAAUAAAAUUCAGAAAGGAUUCAAGUCUGUGAUCUUCCAAUCUUUCUUUCCAUACGACUGAUGGUUUUUUGUGGGGAGAACAGGCUUGAAUGUUAUAAGAGUUAGUUAACUGGCAUGAACUUUAAACUUGGCACACUUUGGGAAUCAAGAAGAAAAAUCAUAUCAGGCCUGUUUCUAUUUUGUUCAACAAAUGGUUCUGUCAUCAUAACUACCAGUUUGAGUUCCUUCACAGGGAUAUUACAGCUUUGUAUAAUUUGUACAAACAGUUUGAUGGAUUAAUCUGAAUUUUUUAUUAGGAUUAUUUUUUAUAUGUAAAUCAACAACUGUUUGGUUUUUGGAGUAAUUUUUAAGGUGGCCAUAUUAGAUUUUCUCUCUGUCACUUCAACUGAUUACUGUUGGGCUUUCAGGAUGAAAAAUAUAGGAUCGCUGAUUGUUUGAUUUAUUUAAAUCUCAAUAAUGAAUGAAACAGAUAAAUUUUCAGCAUUAGGCACAAGGAUGUAUAUCACGAUUUAAAUUAUUACAUUUGAGAUAGAGAGUUUAAGUACUCCUGGUAAUUUUCACGUGCUUCUAUAUUUUGCGAGUUUUGAUCAUAUUUGAAAUGAACAUUCACAAAAUGGCUCAAAACGAAGCCAAAAUCUUAGGGUGAAGGGAAAAGCAUGGCUGAUAUUGAAAGGGAAAUGAUGUUUUUUUAAGGAAAAUGCCAACUUAGAAAGAGAAGCAUGACAAAUUAGGUCACAAAUCUGCUAAAACUAAUAGCCGUGAAAUUUCAAAGAAGCAUGAAAUUAGCGAAAUAUAAUAGCCGCAAAAUUUCAAAAUCGGCUUAAAAUCAUGUUUUAGAUGGGUUUGGGCACUAAGAUAACAUUCUGUCAAUGUGUUAUAAUGUUUAUUUCAAACCCCUCAGUCAUGAACAGUUUAAGACAGGCUUUACAAUGGUAUGAAAAAUUCGAUAUAUAGAAAAUUAUAUCCUAGCUAUAGAGGAAAAUGUAUUACAGUGCAAAAUGGCAAAUUGUAAUUUAUGAAAAAAGUCACAUUAGUGAGUUUGUGAGAUAAUGUUUUUAACCAUUGCUAACUUUUUUAAAGGAUUGGUAUCAAUAUGGUG